AAAUAUAAAUUCAGUCGUCAGUCACACUCGCGGGUAUUCACUUGUCAGACAACAAGACAAGCAAUUAGUCCAUUAUUUUUUCUUUGUGCUCCUUAUAACUAAAAAACACUAAAUUACCAUGGAUGAUAUUCCAAAGGAACAAAUUGCAUUGUUGCAAAAUGCCUUCAAUGCUUUCGACACAGAGAAGAAAGGCCAUAUUGAUGUAGCUAUGGUUGGAAACAUCUUGGCUAUGUUGGGACACGUUCUUGAUGACAAAAUGUUGCGUGACAUCGUCUCGGAAGUCGAUGAAGACGGCUCAGGAGAAAUUGAAUUCGAAGAAUUCAUCCAAUUAGCUGCUCGUUUCCUCGUUGAAGAAGAUGCCGAAGCUGUUGCCAAGGAAUUGAAGGAAGCCUUCCGUUUGUACGACAGAGAAGGAAACGGUUACAUUACCACAGGAACAUUGAAAGAAAUCUUGAAGGAAUUGGACCCCAAUAUUUCCAACGAAGAUUUGGAUAGUAUGAUUGAGGAAAUCGAUUCUGAUGGCAGCGGAACUGUUGACUUUGAUGAAUUCAUGGAAGUCAUGACUGGAGGAGAUGAUUAGAUUCAAUUUUAACUUAAUUUUCAUAUUUUGGAUACCGAAAUAAAUUCAGCUUUAAGCAUACAGUAAUCUUAAGUCUUUAUUAUUUAUAAUUUAUGAUGAGGAGGAAGAAUGUCAGAGAAUUGA
This is a messenger RNA of Culicoides brevitarsis, 703 nucleotides long. RefSeq names its product troponin C-like. NCBI's taxonomy places the organism in Eukaryota, Metazoa, Arthropoda, Insecta, Diptera, Ceratopogonidae. The record is from RefSeq and is a predicted model, not a curated record. The coding region runs from base 119 to 580 and encodes 153 amino acids. The transcript is spliced from 3 exons. Gene Ontology annotation, molecular function: calcium ion binding; enzyme regulator activity.